GUGGCUGGAGCAGGCCAACGCAGCACCAGUCUCGCCUCCGCGACGCCAGCCCCCACACACGGACUCACUCAGAUCAGAGAAGACUGGACAGCGCUAGGAGGACUCACGGUGUUGCGAGGACCCAUACACAGCAUUCUGAGGACCCAUACACAGGGCUUGGAGUACCGCACCCGGAGAAUUAGCAUAGUUAAUAGAGGAUCUACUUGGUGACUGACCACAUACAGAGAACGGUUUCCAGUGCAUCUUAUUGACUGCAUGUUGACCAUGCAGAUAGGACCAUACCUAGUGGUUGCCUCAUAAAGGACAGCAAUCAACACAGACCAUACUGACUGGACUAUUCCAUAGAGGACCCUAACUAGACAACCACACACAGAGGAUCAUCCAGAGUGGACAGAGGAAUCAGAUUGGGGUACACACAUAACACAUUGAAGAGCACAUACAGCGUUGGGAGAACCCAAAGGACCAUACAGACCAUUGUGUUUAGGAGAUCUUCCUCUGAGUAUAAAGAAGAACAGAGGAAAUCAAGAGGAUCAUCCCCAGAGAACCAUCCAGGACUGUAGACAGAGGAGCAUCCACAGUGUGUCUGUCUUCAGGAGGAGCCUGGAGUCAUGCAUACCAUCCACGGGCUGUGUAGGGUCUGCAUCGCCGCUAGACUGCCUCAGGUGACCAUCCCUCGAGGAAAGGACGGCUAUGGCUUCACCAUCUGCUCUGACUCUCCAGUGAGGGUACAAGCCGUCGAUCCAGGUGGUCCGGCGGAUCAGGCAGGUCUGCAGCAGUUGGACACUGUGCUGCAGCUCAAUGGUCAGCCUGUAGAACAGUGGAAAUGUGUGGAGCUCGCCCACGCCAUCAGAAACAGCUCCAAUGAGAUCACGGUGGUGGUGUGGCGCACCGGGCCGGCCGCCAAGCCCAGUUUUGAGGGCCUCAUUCACCGGCCCUCCUACAAGCCCAACUACGACACCCCCUCACCCCCCACCAGGCGGAGGGACAGGUCCAAGGACCGGCUUGACCGUGACAAGAUCCCCCCGGCCGUGCCCCCCCUCCCUGCCCACCACAGGACCAGCCGCCGGGUGCUAGUCAACGGCUCUGAGGGGGGCGGUAGGGGAGGGGUAGGAGGGGUAGGGGGGCCGUGGGGGGAGAGGAGGUGCGUAGGAGGGGGGGCGGAGGAGGUGGAUGGUAAAGCCAGGAGCCAGACCCAUAGCCAGAGCCACACUGCCACGCUGAAGGGGACUAGAGUGAAGGCGUCCAACGGAGAUAACUACAUCAUCCUGGCCCCCAUAAACCCAGGAAGCCAGAUAUUGAGGCCUGUCUACCAGGACAACCAUGGUACCUUGGCAGGGAGGAUAUACCCGGGUCAGGCCAGCAUGCCCCAGAAACAGGGGUCUGGCGGUGCCACGCCUGGGGGUGUAGGACUAGCAGGCCGGACCACCUUCCUACGACGCUCCACUAAUGCCAAGAUGUCUAAGCCAUCCGAAGCCAACCUCUCUGGCCAACCCCCACCCAGCUACCAGCAGGUCCAGAGCUCCAGCUUUGCUAACUACCAGAACUGUACUAUAGUACACUCCCAUGUACAACACGACAACCCGCACGGCAACUAUGGCUACGUCAAAGCAGCACCCAAGAUCCUCAUCUUCCCCAUCUUUGUUCAGCCUCUGGACCUGUGUAACCCCACACGGACACUGGUGGUCUCUGAGGAGAUGAUCCUCCAUGAGAGCAAGCACCUCUCCAUUAAGGUGACUUUGUUCAUCUAUACAGACCUGAUGUUGGUGACCAGAGAGGAUGAACCAGGGAGAUGUAACGUCCUACAGAACCCUCUAUUUCUCAGACAACUACGGCUACAGGACGAUCAUGCUGAAGAUCUGAGGAUCUAUCUCAUCCACAUGACUGAGAAGUGUGACUGCCUGCUCAGUCUGGAAGCCUACUCUGCUGACCAGAAGCGGCGUGUGUGUCAGUGUCUGAAGGACACGAUUGACAAGCAGCUCCAGCUCCAGAGGACUGCCCCCUUCUACCCUCCUAACGUCCAGAUGCUGGAGCCCAAGGUGGAUACCCCUCCAUGUGAGUUGGGAGGAGGACGAGGCCUACCCCUGCCAGGGUCUGAAGAGGACCACCUCUACCCCUACCCCUCCAGCCCCUCAGAACCCCUGACCCUGGGCAACCCGUACCCCUCUGAGCUUCUCACCCCCCUGGAGGAGGUUUGCACCCCACUGGGCGACGGAGAGGAGCACAAGGUGCCCCCCACCCCACCGCCCUCCACCGAGUGGGAGGACAGCAAGUGCAUGGAGGGCACUGAGCCUGAGAUCUGGCGGGAAAGAGAGGAGGAGGUGGAGGAGGGGGAGGAGGAGAGGAAGGGUGAGGAGGAAGCAGAGAUAGAGGAGGGAGGGGAAAGAGAGAGGGAGGAGGAGGGAGGAGAUGUGAAACCCCCGGCGACAGAUGACGAAGCCCCGUCAGACCCCCCCGACACCAUCGCCCACCCCUCCUCUUCAUCCUCCUUCGUCAUCCCCGAGCUCCGCCUAGACCGCUCCUUUAGCGCCGAUGCCCUCUCCUCGCCCAACACCGACGAAGAGUAUGACGAGGACGAUGAUGAAGAUGACGAUGAUGAUGAGGAAGAUGACAGCGAUGAUACCUACCUAGAGCGCAGCGACAGUAAGCGUCGUAGCAUGGUGGAGGGCUCUGCCUGCGAGAAGCACGGCGGCAGGUUGAGUGUUCAGAACUCCCUGCGGCGCCGCACGCACAGCGAGGGCAGUCUGCUGCAGGACCCACGCGCCACUGGCUUCACCUCAGACAAUGCCAUCAACUGCCUGGACCCGACACACGCCCACAAGGGGGGCUGGACGCUGCCCUCGCCUAAGACCCUGAAGAAGGAGCUGACCAAGAACGGAGGCUCCAUGCACCAGCUCUGCAUGCUCUUCUCUGGCAGGAAGCUCAGCGCCGGAUCCCCAUGCAGCUGUGACGUUGGCCCCGACGGGUCCAAGAAGUCUAAGAAAUCCAAGAACCUGGCCAAAGACAUGAAGAACCGGCUUGCUUUCCUGAGGAGGAGGAAUGAGUCUCCCGGAAGCAACCCAGCUGGAAAAUUCGACAAGUCCUUGAAGUCAGUAAAGCCCACCCCGGAGGAGGCACUCAAAUGGGGGGAAUCUCUGGACAAGCUGCUGGCCCAUAAAUAUGGCCUGGCAGCGUUCAGAGCUUUCCUGCGCACAGAGUUCAGCGAAGAGAAUCUGGAAUUCUGGCUAGCAUGCGAGGAUUACAAAAAGAUUAAGUCGCAAUCCAAGAUGGCGUCCAAAGCCAAGAAAGUAUUUGCUGAAUACAUCGCCAUCCAGUCUUGUAAAGAGGUGAACUUGGACUCGUACACCCGAGAGCACACCAAGGACAACCUUCAGAACGUGACGCGUUCCUGCUUCGACCUGGCCCAGCGCAGGAUAUAUGGCCUGAUGGAGAAGGACUCAUACCCCCGCUUCCUCCGCUCAGAACUCUACAUGGACUUAGUCAACCAGAAGAAGGCCAGCACCACGUCCACCUCCUCAUCGUCGUAAACAUACAGAGAUCGAGAGAGAAAGUGAGAGACAACGACGAGAGAGAGAAAACAUUGACUUGAAAGCAGGGGUGUUGAUUUUUUUAUACGUUCGCUGUUUUGUUUUGUUUCUGCCAUCUUCCUGUCCCACUAUAAUUUGGGUGUGAGAGAGACAGAAAGCUAGGCUGUGGCAUUGAGGGGGAUGUUGUUUACACAACGACCAUGAUGACGGACCGAUGGUGGAUGGAUGAACGGAUGGAGAGGAGAGCCCAGUCAGGACAGCUGGUCAAGUCGUGACUGCUGGAUGCUUCUCUGAUCACUCUCAUUGAUAAUUGAUCACUGUCUGUGGUUCAUAACGACAUACGUUGGUUUGUCCGGACGUACUGUAGAAAGGAUGGGGUGCUGAAACCUCCGCAGACAUGAAGACAGUCCGGUACUGUUUUGGCGCUUUUGUUGAUAUUUUCCUUCUUUUUGUUUUACACCCCCCCCCAUCCUCCUCCUCCUUUAGAGCCAGUUCAAAUGCUGUUGGUACGACGCAAAGGUUUGUUUUGUCCUAGAUUCUCAAUGUCUCACAAUGACCAUUUCUAAACGGGCUUGCGAGAAAAAGGAGAAACGUGAUAGCUGGAUCAAUGUCUGGAUGACUGGGACGAAAAGCCGCUUUUUGUCUGGUUUUGCAUCUUUUUUCUGUUCACGGUGAAACACAACUCUCUCAAGCACAGUCAGCAUCUGUUCUGUUCAGCAUUCUCUCACAGGGUCUCACCUUGUCGCAUUCAUCCAAAUCAUACAGCAAAAGACACUGAGGAACAGAGGGAAAAGAGAGAGAGAAAGAUGGAAAAAUAUCAACAAACGGAAUGGACCAAAACUGCAAAAGCAGAGAUGUGCCACUCUAACUCGAAAAGACUUGCUGCCUGUUUCCAAAGACCGUCGAAAAAAAGAGAAGUAACACUUGACUGUGUUCUGAUAAGCAAUUCAUUGUAGCGCCACCUAGACUCAACGAGGCAGCAUUCUCAGGACAUUAAGGCACUUGACUAUGAAGCUUCCAAGCUUGAUUUUUAUUGUUAUUCAUUUUUUUAAUUUUUUUUUUAUCGUUUUAAGUUCAAACCUGCACUCCAUAAGUAUACUGAGCAAUACUGUUGGGAGGUUGCUCUUUUCAUAGACAUAAAACAAACGCUUCACCUGUACAAAGGUCUGCCUAUUUAUUUAGAUAUCUUGCUGGAUGCUUCACCCAUUGCACUCAGAUGAAAGCUCUCCCUUCCCCUAAACCACAAACCAGGUCCACCGCUGUCCUGGCUUUAAGUGCAAUAUGUUUUUGUUUAUUUUCCUUUUUUUCCCCCAUUUUUAUCGGAAAGACAAUGUCUUGAGCUCUGUAUUAUACACUUUAUUUGUAGGAGUUGUGCUGCAAAAUUCUGCUAUAAAGUUGAUUUACAGUUUAAGUAAUUAAUCAAGAAUAGAUACAUGAAUUAAGUAAGUCAUUCUAACUGUGUACCCUGGCAGCAGGCAGCUAGGGGUUAAGGAUGUACAUAUAAUUCUUUAAGAAAAUAAAGAAAAAAAAAUGAAAAAAAACAAGAGGUUUCACUUGUGUUGAGCUGGAACCUGGCUGUAUCUAUGUAAAUAUGAGAGACUCAAAGCUAUAAGAUGACAUGUAUUGUUAUAGAAAUGAGGAAGGGUGGCUACGGUCUGCCCUUUCCUGGUCAUACACUGCUUGUCAGGAGUUUUCUGAAAUGUAUUUGAUCAUUUUCAUUGUUUACAAUUCAAACGCAUCUCCCAAGAUAGCAAGCGAAAAAGACAAUAGAAAUACAUUUGGUGUUAUUGCUGAAAAUAAAUAAAAUAACCAACUGGUGAAAUGAUAAA
Oncorhynchus kisutch (coho salmon) is the source of this 5353-nucleotide messenger RNA. Its product is annotated as regulator of G protein signaling 3. The transcript has 16 exons. Gene Ontology annotation, cellular component: nucleus; plasma membrane. The coding region runs from base 609 to 3524 and encodes 971 amino acids. The record is from RefSeq and is a predicted model, not a curated record. Gene Ontology annotation, molecular function: protein binding. Lineage: Eukaryota; Metazoa; Chordata; Actinopteri; Salmoniformes; Salmonidae.